Messenger RNA from Salvelinus fontinalis (brook trout), 1749 nucleotides. RefSeq lists its product as uncharacterized. Gene Ontology annotation, biological process: cobalamin transport. Bases 9 to 893 code for a protein of 294 amino acids. The transcript is spliced from 7 exons. Gene Ontology annotation, molecular function: cobalamin binding. The record is from RefSeq and is a predicted model, not a curated record. Lineage: Eukaryota; Metazoa; Chordata; Actinopteri; Salmoniformes; Salmonidae.
CUGAAUACAUGAUGAGUUUAAUCAUGGCAUCUUUUCUCUCCGCAGCUCUGCUGUUGCUGGUUCCUGGGAUCCUGACUGAAAAGUCUUCCAUUGAGUUGGUGGUGGUCAACAGCAUCUCAAACACACCCAAUCAGACCUACAGUACUGGUGUGGCAUUCAGAGGGGUCCUUAUCGGUGCCAUGAGAAGGCUGCAGGGGACCAAUGCAGGAUUCAAUUUCACCUACACAGAGGACCGCAACUAUGGUCCCUUCCUGGUGAGUGUGAAUGGUGUAGCCGGGAACAAUACUGAAAACACUUUCUGGGAGCUCCUUGUUCAGACUGGGGGGAAUGGGACCACAAUCACACCUGAUGUGGGUAUUGGCUGUUACAUCCCUGAACCAAAUGACCGCAUCAUCCUAAGAUUUACUGCGUUCAACUCGAGCUCGCACUCCGUGAGUGGCAACAGUUCGAAUCCUGGGAACCUGACAGCAGGAAACACUUCCAGACUAGAUUCCAUUGAGCUGGUGGUAGUCAACAACAUCUCAAACACAACCAACAAGACCUACAGUACUGACAUCGCAUUCAGAGGGGUCCUUAUCGGUGCCAUGAGGAGACUGCAGAUCAAUUCAGGAUUCAAUUUCACCUAUACAGAGGACCCCAACUAUGGCCCCUUCCUUGUGAGUGUGAAUGGUGUGGCUGGGAACCUUACUGAGAAAACCUUCUGGGAGCUCCUGGUUCAGACUGGGGGGAAUGGGACCACAAUCAGACCUGAUGUGGGUAUUGGCUGCUACAUCCCAAAACAAAAUGACCGCAUCAUCCUGAAUUUUACAAUGUUCACCACAAACUCCGCGAGUGGCAGUGGUACGAAUCCUGGUGUGUUGUUGUUUUUGGUGUGUUUGUUUUUUGUUUUCUAAUCUAAGCUUAACCCUUGCCUCAGUGACUACCAUACAUAACCCUAAAACACUAACUAACCCCAUACCUUCGUCACUACCUGUCACGUUCCUGACCUUAUUUCCUUUGCAUUUACAUUUACAUUUAAGUCAUUUAGCAGACGCUCUUAUCCAGAGCGACUUACAAAUUGGUGCAUUCACCUUAUGACAUCCAGUGGAACAGCCACUUUACAACAGUGCAUCUAAAUCAACAGUGCAUCUUUGUUUAGUCUUUGUUUAGUUGGUCAGGACGUGAGCUGGGUGGGCAUUCUAUGUUUUGUGUUUCUAUGUUGGGUUUGUUGUUUGGCCUAAUAUGGUUCUCAAUCAGAGGCAGGUGUUUGUCAUUGUCUCUGAUUGGGAACCAUAUUAAGGUAGCUUGUUUUCACUGUUUGUUUGUGGGUGGUUGUUCCUGUUCAUCUGUUCUGUGUUCCCAUGUUCAGGACUGUAGCGGUUUCUUCUGUCAGUUUUUUUUUUUUUUUCGUCGUUUAAGUAUUUCCCAUUAAAUAUGGAUUAUCAUCACGCUGCAUUUUGGUCCUCCUCUCUUUUACCCGAAGACAGCCGUUACACUACCAUACCACACCUUAAGUCACUAAUUAACCCCAUACCUAACCCUAAGUCACUUACUAACUCAUUAGCAGGGAAGUUCACUUGCUUAAUACAUCUAAAUCGGCAGAUAAAUAUGUGGGUUUUUGUUAUUUUCUGUGAUAGUGAUUUUCAACCAGUGUAAAAGUUAUUCUGUGAUCAUGUUGGAACAGACAGUAGCUCUUGAUCAAUACUGUUUUGUGAUUUGAAAAUGUGCCACAGUUUGUUUUACAAUUUGUCAUUCAAUUAAAAAAACAUG